CGAGAUGGCUGGCUCUCCUGGCGGUGAGCUGGCUGGCUAUGCUGGUGGCGAGCUGGUGGGCUAUGCUGGCGGCGAGCUGGCUGGAUGGCUGCGUAUGAAACGAAUGGGAACGCUAGUGGGGGAGGAGGGGGGUGGGGGGGGGGGGUCCUACGAACGAAAAUUGCGCGAAGAAGAAGAAGAAGAAGAAGAAGAAGAAGAAGAAGAAGAAGAAGAAGAAGAAGAAGAAGAAGAAGAAGAAGAAGAAGAAGAAGAAGAAGAAGAAGAAGAAGAAGAAGAAGAAGAAGAAGAAGAAGAAGAAAAAGAAGAAGAAGAAGAAGAAGAAGAAGAAGAAGAAGAAAGAAGAAAGAAGAAGAAGAAGAAGAAGAAGAAGAAGAAGAAGAAGAAAGAAGAAGAAGAAAGAAGAAGAAGAAGAAGAAGAAGAAGAAGAAGAAGAAGAAGAAGAAGAAGAAGAAGAAGAAGAAGAAGAAGAAGAAGAAAGAAGAAGAAGAAGACAAAGAAGAAGAAGACAAAGAAGAAGAAGAAGAAGAAGACAAAGAAGAAGAAGAAGAAGAAGAAGAAGAAGAAGAAGAAGAAGAAGAAGAAGAAGAAGAAGAAGAAGAAGAAGAAGAAGAAGAAGAAGAAGAAGAAGAAGAAGAAGAAGAAGAAGAAGAAGAAGAAGAAGAAGAAGAAGAAGAAGAAGAAGAAGAAGAAGAAGAAGAAGGAAAAGAAGAAGAAGAAGAAGAAGAAGAAGAAGAAGAAGAAGAAGAAGAAGAAGAAGAAGAAGAAGAAGAAGAAGAAGAAGAAGAAGAAGAAGAAGAAGAAGAAGAAGAAGAAGAAGAAGAAGAAGAAGAAGAAGAAGAAGAAGAAGAAGAAGAAAAACAAUGACAACGGAAGCGUGGUGCUAGGAAGAUUUUCUAACCUAGCUCCAUACCAUGUGAAACUAGUGAGAGAAAAGUUGACUAGAAAGUGGGGAGUAGAAAUAUAAUCAGAGUAUUAUUCCCUCACA
Messenger RNA from Closterium sp. NIES-67, 985 nucleotides. Lineage: Eukaryota; Viridiplantae; Streptophyta; Zygnematophyceae; Desmidiales; Closteriaceae. The record is from the annotation of a GenBank genome assembly.